Molecule: messenger RNA, 2616 nt
Organism: Psammomys obesus (fat sand rat)
Lineage: Eukaryota; Metazoa; Chordata; Mammalia; Rodentia; Muridae
Gene: Pdcd4
Product: programmed cell death 4
Exons: 13
Coding region: 510-1919 (469 amino acids)
Biological process (GO): negative regulation of DNA-templated transcription
Cellular component (GO): nucleus; cytosol
Source: RefSeq, a predicted model, not a curated record
GGAGGUCGGGGUCCCGCAGGAAAGCCGCUGGGCGGUGCGGCCUCGGGGUCAGCUCCUCGCCGCCCCCGCACCGGGGCCCUCGGGAAAAGUAGAGCUCACCCGGAGGAAGCAGCCGAGGAGGGAGCCCCUUCUGUGGACGCACGCCGUGGGCGCUGCCUGAGCUGCCCGGGACUGUGGAGGGCCUGGAGGGCGUGUUGGUUGUGUUCCCCCGACGGCCGCAGAACUGCAGGCCUGGCGCGCUCCUGGCCCCCUCGGGAACGGCUCUGUCGUCUCCCCUCGGCUGUGUACGACCCCAAGUGCAGCUCCGGCCUGGCCGAGCGGUGGGGGUGAGGCCUACACGCUGCUUUGAAAACAGUUUGAUAGUUUCACAGUUGGAACAUUCUCCUUGAGUUAAAGAUUUGAGACGUUGGGAAGUCCAUAUAAAAGCUUGUGGAGAAAUUUGGAGAUUCUAAAGGACCACUUCCAUUUAGUAAUUUGUGUAUAAUCAGUGCAAGCGAAAUUAAGGAAAAAUGGAUGUAGAAAAUGAGCAGAUACUGAAUGUAAACCCCACUGAUCCUGAUAAUUUAAGUGACUCUCUCUUUUCUGGUGAUGAAGAAAAUACUGGCACUGAGGAAAUAAAGAAUGAGAUAAAUGGAAAUUGGAUUUCUGCAUCCUCUAUUAAUGAAGCUAGAAUUAAUGCUAAAGCAAAAAGACGACUACGGAAAAACUCCUCCCGGGACUCUGGCAGAGGCGAUUCAGUCAGUGAUAAUGGCAGCGAAGCAAAUAGAAGUGGAAUAACUGUGCCCACCAGUCCAAAAGGAAGGUUGCUAGAUAGGCGUUCCAGAUCUGGGAAAGGAAGGGGGCUGCCAAAGAAAGGUGGUGCAGGAGGCAAGGGUGUCUGGGGUCCACCUGGACAGGUGUAUGAUGUGGAGGAGGUGGAUGUGAAAGAUCCAAACUAUGAUGAUGACCAGGAGAACUGUGUUUAUGAAACUGUAGUUUUGCCUCUGGAUGAGACAGCGUUUGAGAAGACUUUAACACCAAUUAUACAAGAGUAUUUUGAGCAUGGAGAUACGAAUGAAGUUGCGGAGAUGUUAAGAGAUUUGAACCUUGGUGAGAUGAAAAGCGGAGUGCCCGUGUUGGCAGUGUCCUUAGCAUUGGAGGGGAAGGCCAGUCACCGAGAAAUGACAUCCAAGCUGCUUUCGGACCUUUGUGGGACAGUAAUGAGUACAAAUGAUGUGGAAAAAUCAUUUGACAAGUUGUUGAAGGAUCUGCCUGAAUUAGCAUUGGAUACCCCUAGAGCACCACAGUUGGUGGGUCAGUUUAUUGCGAGAGCUGUUGGAGAUGGAAUCUUAUGUAAUACCUAUAUUGAUAGUUACAAAGGAACUGUAGAUUGUGUACAGGCUAGAGCUGCUCUGGAUAAGGCUACUGUGCUCCUGAGUAUGUCUAAAGGUGGAAAGCGCAAAGACAGUGUGUGGGGGUGUGGAGGUGGGCAGCAGUCUGUCAAUCACCUGGUCAAAGAGAUUGAUAUGCUGCUUAAGGAGUAUUUACUCUCUGGAGAUGUAUCUGAAGCUGAACACUGCCUGAAGGAACUGGAAGUACCUCAUUUUCACCAUGAGCUUGUAUAUGAGGCCAUUGUAAUGGUUUUAGAGUCAACUGGAGAAAGUGCAUUCAAGAUGAUCUUAGGUUUAUUAAAAUCCUUGUGGAAGUCGUCUACCAUCACCGUAGACCAAAUGAAAAGAGGUUAUGAAAGAAUUUACAAUGAAAUUCCAGAUAUCAAUCUGGAUGUCCCACACUCAUACUCUGUGCUUGAGAGAUUUGUGGAGGAAUGUUUUCAGGCUGGAAUCAUUUCUAAACAACUUCGAGAUCUUUGUCCAUCAAGGGGAAGAAAGCGUUUUGUCAGUGAAGGAGAUGGAGGUCGUCUUAAACCAGAGAGCUACUGAGCACAGGAACUCUUACAGCCUUAGGUGUUACAGAGUACAGACCUGAAUUGUAAGAGUUGAUAGCACAGGGUUUUUUGUUUUGAUUUUUUUUUUUUUAUUAAGAAUUUGUUUUGGGUACAAGGCAUUUCUGAAAUUUUAUAAACUUACAUUUAAUGGGAAUUUUUGAAGGAAGUAUUUUCUUUUUCUUUUUUUUAUUUCCUUUGAGGGGAAAUUAAAGGAGGGAUAGAAGAGUAACCACUUCAUUGUGGACUAUACUGAUAAGCUACUUUUUCUAAGUGCCAUGUUUAUGACCUAAUCAUUCCAAGUUUUGCAUUGAUGUCUGACUGCCACUCCUUUCUUUCAAGGACAGUGUUUUUUGUAGUAAAAUCACUGGUUUAUACAAAGCUUUAGUGAGGGGUGAAGUGAAGCUACUAAACCCCGUUUUGGCUGCUGCUGUGGAAAUGCUGUGCUUUGAGAGUAAACACAGAGAACACACACACACGCACGCACGCACACACAUAUUUUUGUCUUAAAGAAUUUUUAAAAAACGAGUUAGUCAUGAGACUUUUUCAUCUUUCCAGGGAACAUAUUGAUUGGUCUUAAAUACUAGACAGUUAAGUAAAUGGUGGCUGGAACAUCUAUUUUUCUACAAAACCGGAAAAAUGAACCUGGUUCUACAAGAAUGUACAACAAAAUAAAACAUGUGAAGCAGUGUUGA